CGCAGCGGAACCUGUCAUCCAAUUCGCGCGCCCCAUCAGAUUAACCGACGCCAUAGCGAUCUGGUCGUCCUUUCCCAUACAUCAAAGUCUUCCGCAGCCAUUAUCUUGACGACUGCUGCCGUCACGGCCGCCCGAAUACACAACGACUCGAUUACACAACUUCCACACCACAGCGCAUACAGUUUUCCUAUUGUGCGCGCUCAACACCACCAUACUCUGACGACGACGACGGCUAAGCGGCAAGGCUAGCAGUAACGCACCACUGCCGUGCACACGCAAGCCUUUUGCAACUGACAUCUCGUUGACAUUGCCAGUCGGAGGGGCCACUGCCGACCACACGCCUGUUUCCGGCAUCAAGGCCAGUCCCACGACAAUGUCAAGCGCCAAUCCUCCAGCCACUGCAACUUCCGGCCCUCGACCUGCGACACCCAUGAGCAAUGGAUCGGCAAACCAUCCGGUCGACCCCCCUCCUGCCACGAAUGGCCACCCGAACCACGCUCACGAGACCCGGCCGGCUCCUGCGCCCCCCGCAAACAUGGUGGGCAAAAAGGGCAAACCGAAAAAGGCUCCCGAGCCGAACGAGGCCAGUAAGCUCAUUGCUGCUAGAAUCACACAACUGGAGCAAGAUGCCGCUGGUGAAAAGGACCAGGAGGCCGAAAUAGUCAACCUUUGCUGCAUGUCUUCAGACCACCCUCCAGUCUCGAUUGGGAUGUAGACGGGUUGAAUCAAGACAGAGGAGUUUUGUCAAGGCGGGCGAUAUUGGCUUCGGAUGAAAGAGAAGGCGCUGACAGCAAGCCGUGCGCAGAACGAGAGGUCAAGAAAGCUAGUAGGGAGCUACACAGCCAGACCUCGCGGAUGAACGACCUCCAAAAGAUUGAUCAUCUGACCAAACGCUGUGCGGACUUGCUGGCGGAGAUGAAGAGGCUCGAACGUGAAAGCAUCAAAAACAAAAAACGAGGCGAUCAGCUACAGAAGGACAAGGACAAUAGCCGCAAUGAACUCAACAAGACAACGUCGCUUAAAGAGAAGCUCGAGAAACUCUGCCGCGAACUGCAAAAAGAGAAUAACAAGCUCAAGAACGAGAACAAGACGCUAUCGGAUACGCAGGUUCGAAGUCAGAACUCAUGGGAUGAGAGGUAUUCAGCUCUUCUUCGUCGAAUGGAUGACUAUCAGGAAGAAAAGGACAAUCCGCGCAAGCAAGUAGUGGACAUGGAAAUGGAUGAAUUUUUUCGCCAGCGGUUCAAGUCUCUGAUCGAGCAGUACGAGCUGAGGGAACUCCACUUCCAUGCGCAAAUGCGGACCAAGGAGCUCGAGGUCCAAUACAACCUCGCUAGGUUUGAGCGUGAAAAGAAGAACUACGAGGCCGAAUUGGCGCGCUCAAGGCAGUUAAACGCCCAGGUGCAGACCUUCUCAAAGACGGAGACGGAGCUGAGACAACAACUCAAUGUCUACGUAGACAAAUUCAAGCAGGUUGAGGACACGCUGAACAAUAGCAACGACUUGUUCCUUACGUUCCGCAAGGAAAUGGAGGAUAUGUCGAAGAAGACAAAACGCCUUGAGAGGGAAAACGAGAACCUCAAGAGAAAGCACGAGCAGGUGAAUGGCAACAUCCUCAAGAUGGCGGAGGAGCGGAACAAGUACUUGGCCGAGAUUGAGGACCUCAAGAAAAAGUGCGAGAAGCUGAAUGGCAUCAUUAAACAGAUGCAGCAGCAGGGCCGGGGGAUCCCGCAAGGGCUGGCUGGCGCGGUUGAAUCGGGCUAUGCGGAAGGUGAAGGAGAACUUGAGGGGGAUGAAAGCGAGUACGAAGACGAGUACGACGAAGAAGGAGAUGAGGAAGUGAGUGACGAGGGCGACGAGUACGACGAUGAAACCGAGGACGAGCAGCAGAUGCAGCAGCAUCACCAACCCCAGCCGUACGGGCCUGAGCGGCCGCCCCCUCCUGCUCCGGCUCCUGCCCCUGUUCCCACCAAGGCCGCCCUUACCGCUAACGGCGCGUACCACCUUUGCUAGAUGGAUAUCCGCAUGCUCAUUUCCGAGAGUUUCUGUCCCGCGACAACGGCUCAGGUUAAGGGUAUGUAUGCAGUGAAACACCGAGGUUAUGACUCGGCUAUCGAUAUGCUUAGAGGACUAGCUCAACCCAUCAGUUCAUCCAGGCGUAUUGACUGGCAUGAACAGGUAACGACAUUGCCGUAUUAGUGUAGUAUUGUCUAGUGAAGAAAUACAGCGGUUGCAGGAGAGGUUCGGUGCUUUGAUGGCCCAGAAAUUGAGGCUCGAUGAUAUCAUGGACACUUGAGCAGUCGCAGUCCGAUGAACGUCCGGGUGCUUGGUGUGUCCGUCGAUGUAUGGACGGACCAUUCAGGUCCCG
Messenger RNA from Neurospora crassa OR74A, 2365 nucleotides. Its product is annotated as beta-taxilin, variant. Gene Ontology annotation, molecular function: syntaxin binding. Lineage: Eukaryota; Fungi; Ascomycota; Sordariomycetes; Sordariales; Sordariaceae. The record is from RefSeq and is a predicted model, not a curated record. The coding region runs from base 856 to 2010 and encodes 384 amino acids. The transcript is spliced from 5 exons.